Beta vulgaris subsp. vulgaris (sugar beet) is the source of this 1937-nucleotide messenger RNA. RefSeq names its product cytochrome P450 CYP72A219-like. NCBI's taxonomy places the organism in Eukaryota, Viridiplantae, Streptophyta, Magnoliopsida, Caryophyllales, Amaranthaceae. The coding region runs from base 70 to 1626 and encodes 518 amino acids. The record is from RefSeq and is a predicted model, not a curated record. Gene Ontology annotation, molecular function: heme binding; monooxygenase activity; iron ion binding. The transcript has 5 exons.
GUUUAAUCCAAACAACUCUUCUCUUCUCUCUCUAAUAAUCAAACACAAAAAAAUUAUAGUAGAAUAAUAAUGGAGGUAACCUUGAUUAACGUUGCAACUUCUUUAGUCUGUAUUUUUACAAUAACAUGGAUGUGGAAAGCACUAAAUUGGAUUUGGUUGAAGCCAAAAAUACUAGAAAGAUCCCUUACAAAACAAGGAUUUCGAGGGCAACCUUAUAAGGUAUUGUUUGGUGACACCAAAAAAAUAGCUCAAAUGGUGAAAGAAACCACUUCUAAGCCUAUGGAGCACUUUUCAAAUCAUUACACCCCUCGAAUCUUCCCAUUUCAUCAUCAAACAAUGGAGAACUAUGGAGAAAAAUCGUACUUUUGGAAUGGACCAACACCAACAGUGAUCAUAACAAAACCAGAAGAAAUAAGAGAAAUCAUGUUGAAGAUUUAUGAUUUUCAGAAGACAACAACUCCACUUUUGAAGAGGCUUACAAAUGGCUUAGUAAGGCUGGAAGGCCAGAAAUGGGCACAAGAAAGAAAGCUGCUUAACCCUGCCUUCCAUGUGGAGAAACUAAAGCAUAUGGUGCCAGCAUUUCAUGCGAGUUGUAAUGAGAUGAUUCAAGAAUGGGAGAAGAUGACAUCGAAAACAGGAAGUGAAGAACUAGAAAUGUGGUCAUAUCUACACAAUCUUUCAGCAGAUGCAAUAUCUAGGGCAGCAUUUGGAAGUAGUUUUGGAGAAGGAAAGAGGGUUUUUCAACUUUUAAGAGAACACAUUUCAAUUACUGUUCAAUCCUUGCAGUCAGUUUAUAUUCCUGGGUCCAGGUUUCUUCCAACAAAAACAAACAUUAGGGAGGCAAAAAUCAUCAAGGAAAUGGAAUCUUUAUUAAUAGAUAUGAUCCAAAGGAGGCAAAAGGCAAUGGAGAAUGGAGAAGAAGCUAAAGAUGACUUGUUAGGUUUACUAUUGAAAUCAAACUUAGAAGGAAUACAAGAUGAAAAAAAUAGACAUUAUGUUAAAUUGGGUAUGAAAGAAGUGAUUGAAGAGUGCAAAACGUUCUAUAUUGCUGGACAAGAAACUACUUCUUCAUUGUUAGUAUGGACUCUUAUUAUGCUAAGCAAACACCAAGAUUGGCAAGAACAAGCACGAGAGGAAAUUCUUGCUACAUUUGGCCAUGAUAAACCUAAUAAUGUUGGCUUAAACCAACUGAAAAAGGUGAACAUGAUACUUCAUGAGGUUCUACGAUUAUAUCCACCAGUAUUCAUCCUUAACCGAAAGGUGUGCCGUGACAUGAAAGUAGGAGAUAUGGUUCUACCAGCUGGUGUAGAUGUUACAUUGCAAACUAUAUUUAUCCAUCAUAGUAAACAAAUAUGGGGUUCUGAUGCAAACGAGUUUAAUCCAGAACGAUUUUCACAUGGACUUUUGAAAGCUUCAGGAGGAGAUAUGUGUUUCUUUGCAUUUGGAUGGGGGCCUCGUAUAUGCAUUGGAUCAAAUUUCGCAAUGAUGGAAGUUAAAAUGGCUUUGGCAAUGAUAUUGCAACGCUUCUCCUUAGAACUCUCACCAUCUUACGCUCAUGCUCCUAUGAUAGGGCGUGGAACUCUUCAACCUCAAUUUGGUGCUAACUUGGUAUUACACCGUAUCUAAAGAUAAUACACAAAUUGUUAUAUGCGUCCGGCCACACGGGGAGUUAUAGAUGUGGCCGCGAUAAUAAGUAUUGUUUUCGUUCGUGUAAUUGUAAGUAUUAGAAAUUGAGCUAGUCUUGCGUAGACCUGUUUUAUUUCAUAAUAUUGUAUUAGUUUGUGAUUAGAGCUCCCAAUAUGUAUGUCAACAAUAAUCCAAGUUACAUAGUGGAGUGAUCAUGAUGGAGAUGAUCCAAUAAUAAUAAAUGUAACUAUAUAUACUUUAUACAAGAUUUUUAUUUUUUAUAUAUAAUAUCAUUGCAUAUUUGUGAUUGA